GAGGCGCCUCAUUUAGGGAAGAAAAGCGCCAAGUUCCACAACAGACGAGCUUGACAAAUUGUUAACAUUUAAUACGAAAUUGCUUACUCUGUAUAGUUCCUGCUGAAAGCGAAAAUGUAACGCAUGCAUAAUUAGACUCAGAAGUGAAUGGUUAAAAUGCCCGGGCUGCAGAGUGAAUGUGCAGUGGUGGCUGCAGCAGGCAGUCCUGUGAAGAAAAGCAAACUGUCUCUUAAGUUCUUCCAGAAGAAGGACACCAAACGAGCCCUGGACUUCUCAGAGAUCCCUGCAGAGGAGAACGGUGCAGCCGAACCAGAAGAAACUACAAAUCAUGACCAGGUUGUGCCUAUACCAUGCCCUUCAUCUCCUCUUUCCUGCGAGAAGCAAGAGAGCCUGGUCCCUUUCGUUGGGCUUAAUAAUUUGGGGAACACCUGCUAUCUGAACAGCAUCCUUCAGGUCUUAUAUUACUGCCCUGGUUUUAAAGAGGCCAUCAAAUCUUUGUGUAACUUGGCUAAACUGAAAGACAAACAGCAAGAAGAGGGUGCUAAAAACGAGUGUUGUCAGGAGGACAGUAGUGAGGACACCCUACCUGCUCAUAUGGAGCUGUUGGGCAGUUUCCACACUCUGAUCAACUCUGUGGAGCAGCUUCAAUCCAGCUUCUUGCUUAACCCAGAAAAAUACAAUGAUGGAGAGCUUGCCACGCCACCACGCAGACUGCUUAACACACUCAGGCAGCUCAAUCCUAUGUAUGAGGGCUACCUGCAGCAUGAUGCACAGGAGGUACUGCAGUGCAUUCUUGCAAACAUACAGGAGGCCUGUGACACUAUCAAAAAAGAGCAAAAUGGCAUCCAAAAUGACACCACAAUGAGCAAUGGAACAGGUGAAUCCUCCCUUGAGGAGGAUGGAAGCUCUGACGGUCAACUGAGUGGAAAAAGAAAGAGCGAAACGGAAGCAGGCAACGCAAAGAAGAAGCCGAAAUCUCAGAGCAAAUCCAAGAAAAAUGAGGAAAACGUGCCUUUGACCCGCUCAAAGAGAAGGUCUUCCAGUGACAUAACCACAGAGAGUUCUGUUACUGACCAGAAUGAUGGAGCAGAAGAACGGGAGAAGGAGAGAGGAAGCACCACAGAGGAGGAGAAUGACAGUCCCCCUAAAGAGGUGGGUAAGAGGAUGAGGAGAGGGAAGCUGGGCUGGUUGAAGCCAUCAGGGAAGCAGCCUAGCAUCUUCUCCAAGUUCCGCAGCAUGGGACGAAUUAGUUCGCAUAUUGGAGGGAGAGGAGAUGCCAAGGAUAAAUCAGUCUGUAGUACCAAAGAGAAACAGGAAAAGAACAUGCCUGAAAAUGAAAGCACAGCUCAAGGUGUUAAAUGGAGUCAGGCAAAGAAUGAAGAGCGAUCAGGCCUGGAUGUGCUGAAGUGGAUGUUCCAAGGUCAGCUGGUGCUGCGGACACGCUGCCUGGAAUGUGAGUGUUACACAGAGAGGAGGGAGGACUUUCAAGACAUCAGUGUGCCUGUGCAAGAGGACGACACCAGCUGCUCUGACUCCAGCUCAGAAAUUUCUCCAGAUCCCAAGCCUGAGCUAAAAACUCUAAAGUGGGCCAUUUCUCAGUUUGCAUCUGUGGAGCGGAUAGUGGGUGAAGAUAAAUAUUUCUGCGAGACCUGUCAUCACUACACAGAAGCAGAGAGAAGUCUUCUUUUUGACAAAACACCAGAGGUUGUCACAAUCCACCUGAAAUGCUUUGCUGCCAAUGGUUCGGAGAUGGACCCAUAUGCUGGCCUUUCCAAGGUGAACACACCACUGCAAACCCCUCUUAGACUUUCCCUGCAUGAGUGGUGUACCCAGCCUGAUGUUCCAGACCAAAGCCAUCACUAUGAGCUCUUCGCUGUGGUCAUGCACAGUGGAGUAACCAUCAGCAGUGGGCAUUACACCACUUACAUCCGUAUGAUGGAUCUCCAUCACAUUGAUCUCAAGCCUCAGUCUCAGAAUGAAGAGCAAGACAGAGAGGAGGACAUGAAACAGAAGAAAGAGGAGGUACAUCAAACAGAUUAUGAUGAUGGGGAGGUGUCUUUCAGCUUGAGUGGCUGGGGGCAAAAUGUGCCCAAAAGGGCCAGCGUAAAAAGCAAAACAGGAGGUAAGAGGUGCUCUGAGGGCAUAGGGCUUUUAGGAGGACAAAGGAGCAUCACCAAUUAUGAGCUAGGCAACAGCAAGCAGACCAAUCCUGAGAAGGCUACCAGCAUUGCAAGCCACGUCUCUGGUUCUCUGCUUCAAAACAUUAGAGUGAAGAAAGAGACAGAAGAAGAGAGUGGUGAUGCUAUGGGUGAUGGGACCCAGGUAUGUGCUGACUUGGCUCUGCAGAACCUUUUGGACUUUGAGGGAAAGUGGAUGCUCUUUGAUGACUCGGAAGUGAGACUCUUUGAAGAAGAGGACUUCCUGCGAUCCUGUUCCCCAGAGACGUGCUCCACCUCUACACCCUACCUGCUUUUCUACAAGAGAGUCCCUCAGUAAAAACAGGCCUUU
Messenger RNA from Xyrauchen texanus (razorback sucker), 2508 nucleotides. It is a transcript of the gene usp1, whose product is annotated as ubiquitin specific peptidase 1. Gene Ontology annotation, biological process: protein deubiquitination; regulation of DNA repair. NCBI's taxonomy places the organism in Eukaryota, Metazoa, Chordata, Actinopteri, Cypriniformes, Catostomidae. Gene Ontology annotation, cellular component: cytosol; nucleus. Gene Ontology annotation, molecular function: cysteine-type deubiquitinase activity; cysteine-type endopeptidase activity. The record is from RefSeq and is a predicted model, not a curated record. The transcript is spliced from 9 exons. Bases 148 to 2496 code for a protein of 782 amino acids.